Molecule: messenger RNA, 1822 nt
Organism: Cyprinodon variegatus (sheepshead minnow)
Lineage: Eukaryota; Metazoa; Chordata; Actinopteri; Cyprinodontiformes; Cyprinodontidae
Product: tubulin beta chain-like
Exons: 4
Coding region: 143-1504 (453 amino acids)
Biological process (GO): microtubule cytoskeleton organization; mitotic cell cycle
Cellular component (GO): cytoplasm; microtubule
Molecular function (GO): GTPase activity; GTP binding; structural constituent of cytoskeleton
Source: RefSeq, a predicted model, not a curated record
CAGACAGCAAUGCGUCCUUUUUAUUUGGCCAGAUCGACGCACAGGACAUAAAUACAGCUGAUUUUGAGAAAGGUGCCAGACAGACCACCGGACGAAGCUUGAGUCGAGAAUAUAAGCUCUCCGGCCACAUCCGCAGCUCACCAUGAGGGAAAUCGUUCACAUCCAGGCUGGACAGUGUGGAAAUCAGAUCGGGGCAAAGUUCUGGGAGGUGAUUAGUGAUGAGCAUGGCAUCGACCCCACCGGUAGUUACCAAGGUGACAGUGACCUGCAGCUGGAGAGGAUAAAUGUCUACUACAAUGAGGCCUCAGGCAGCAAAUUUGUGCCACGUGCCAUCUUGGUGGACUUGGAGCCUGGAACUAUGGAUUCUGUUCGCUCUGGCCCAUUUGGACAGCUCUUCAGACCUGACAACUUUGUUUUUGGUCAAAGUGGAGCUGGAAAUAACUGGGCCAAAGGUCACUAUACAGAGGGAGCUGAGCUUGUGGACUCGGUGCUGGAUGUGGUGAGAAAGGAGUCUGAAAACUGUGACUGCCUCCAGGGCUUCCAGCUUACCCACUCACUGGGCGGAGGCACAGGGUCUGGGAUGGGCACACUGCUCAUUAGCAAGAUCCGUGAGGAGUACCCUGACAGGAUCAUGAACACCUUCAGUGUCAUGCCUUCCCCAAAAGUAUCUGACACUGUGGUAGAGCCUUACAACGCCACCCUUUCUGUUCACCAGCUUGUGGAAAACACAGAUGAGACCUUCUGCAUCGACAAUGAGGCCCUGUAUGAUAUUUGCUUCCGCACCUUGAAGCUUACAACACCAACCUAUGGAGACCUUAACCACCUGGUGUCAGCCACCAUGAGCGGAGUGACCACCUGCCUUCGCUUCCCUGGCCAACUCAAUGCUGAUCUUCGCAAGCUGGCCGUCAACAUGGUUCCCUUCCCUCGUUUGCAUUUCUUCAUGCCAGGCUUCGCACCUCUUACCAGUCGAGGUAGCCAGCAGUACCGUGCCCUCUCUGUGCCAGAGCUCACUCAACAAAUGUUUGAUGCCAAGAACAUGAUGGCAGCUUGUGACCCCCGCCACGGGCGCUAUCUCACAGUGGCGGCCAUCUUUCGUGGGCGCAUGUCCAUGAAGGAAGUUGAUGAGCAGAUGCUGAGUGUCCAGAAUAAGAACAGCAGCUACUUUGUGGAAUGGAUUCCCAACAAUGUGAAGACUGCUGUUUGCGACAUUCCCCCUCGUGGCCUCAAGAUGUCCGCCACCUUCAUUGGGAAUAGCACAGCAAUCCAGGAGCUCUUCAGGAGAAUCUCGGAACAGUUCACUGCCAUGUUCCGUCGUAAGGCCUUCCUUCACUGGUACACCGGAGAGGGAAUGGAUGAGAUGGAAUUCACUGAGGCGGAGAGCAAUAUGAAUGACCUUGUGUCAGAGUACCAGCAGUACCAGGAUGCCACUGCCGAUGAAAUUGGCGAAUAUGAGGAAGACGAAAUUGAAGAUGAGGAAGAUGUACGGCAUGAUGUUCGCCACUGAUUAAGCACCAACAUUGAACUAGCUUUAGAAUAUAUGUAGUAUGCUUGUUAUAAAGAUAUGUAAUUUAACAAUGCAAAGUAAAAUGAAGUUUGUUGUUUAUAGUCAAGACAUUGCUGCUGAAAAACAUUGCUGCUGCCAAAGCUGAUUAGUAGUGUUAAGACUUGAAAAAACUUAAGGGAUGAUAUGCGUUUUUUCCAUAGCACUGCUUUGCUUUGCAAAUGUCAGAAGAAAUAAAGACAUGCGCUAAACACAGUUUUGUAAAAAAUUGUCUUGCAUCUAUGGUCUACAGUGCCAAAUAAAAAAUCCAAACUAAAUUAU